AUGUCCUAUCCGCCAGAAAGGCACCACACAGACGUACCGCCGUCGUACCACGACCACCCAUCCGCAUCGACCCUACACGACCAUCAGACUGGCUCUGCUCGCGAUAUGCGCGAGCGCUCACCUACACUUGAGCCCUGGCUUGGGCUGCGUGCGCGCCUCAUCCUAUCUCCCAUAUCGGUGGCAAUGAUUGCUGUGCUCUUUGUGGGAGCACGCGUGCUCAUGUCCGCCUCGGACGUGACCAACUCGGUGGCGUCUACCAAGACCAAGCUGCUCGCAGCGUGCGAUGCAGUCGAAGACCGCGCCUCUCUCGCCGCCUCGCUCCCUUCCCUCACUGCCGCAACCGUCAACGCCCAAAUCGCACAGUCGAUCGAAGCUACGGUGCACGGCGCCGCGCGCGUGUUCGAUCUAUCGCUCACCGCAAUCGAAAAGACGCUGGCGUACAUGGUCAACUCGUACCGCUCCUUGCUGCUGUGCUUCAUGGAGCUUCUUGUGCGCGGGGCUCUUGCGGUGCUCAUCAGCGCUGUCCAGCUCAUCUCGCAAGCCGUCAAUGCCGCAGCUCAGGGCAUACGCGCAGCCAUCCAGGAGUCGGUACAAGGCGUCAACGCGGUGCUCGCCACAGCGGUGCAGGGGAUCAACGAUGUUGUCGGCGUGUUUGGCCAGCACCUCAACGCCCCCUCCAUCGCUGUGCCCAGUCUGGCAGCACUGCAGAACGUAGAGCUCCCACACGAGAUCCAGGACGGACUGGCGAAGCUCAACGAGACGCUGCCGACGCUGCAGCAGCUGAGGCAGACGAUGAACCAGCUCAUCCAGACGCCGUUUGAGCAGAUGCGCAAGGACGUCAAUGCCACCAUUGCUGGGUUUAGCUUCAAUCACACGAUGCUGCCCGUGCCGCAGAUGCAGAACCUGUCGUUCUGUCAGAAGAUCGACACUUCGCCGAUCGAUAGGUUAGGACACGAGCUGGCGGUGGCAGCAAGGUGGGCCAUGGCGAUGCUGGCGGUCGUGGCGCUGGCGGUGGUGCUCGUGUCGGCGGCGCGCGAGUGGUGUGCGUGGCACAAGGAGCAGCAGGGAAUCAAGAGGACCACCGCACUGUGGCACACGCAGCAGCAGCACUCUUACACCGAGAAGGACGACCGCCAAUCGAGCGGGAAAGAGUUGGGAGAGGACGACGUCAGAAGGCUAGUCUCGAUCUCGCGCAGUCCACUGGCGCACUCUCUCAUCUCGGGCGCAAGUCGACGUCUCGGUGUGCGUUCUCGCUGGGCGCAAGACCGACUGUUGUGGCUCGGUGCGCUGCUCUCGCACCCAGCAGCGCUCGCCUGUCUCUUCACGGGCCUGCUCGGUCUACUCUGCGUGUGGGUGCAAACACUGCUCAUCCGUCGCAUCACGCACCGCUACACCUCCGAGCUCGACGACACGCUCACGCACCUCUCGUCCCAAGUGCUCGGUCUCGUCGAGUCAUCCGCGCGCAACGCCUCGGUCGCCUUUGCCACCACCGCCAACGCGCUCAUCACCGAGGUGUCGGACGAGCUCAACACGCACGUCUUCCGCUGGGUCGACACCACCACGCUCACCAUGAACGCCACGCUCAACCAGUUCGUCGACGGCAUCACCGACACGCUCACCACCACGUUCGGAGGCACGCCGUUCAACGCACCCCUCCAGACGUUCGUCCAGUGCAUUCUGGGACAAAAGGUGGCUGGGAUCGAAAAGGCGCUCACGUGGAUCCACAACAAUGCACACGUCGAGUUCAGCCUUGUGCCGGACGAUGUGUUUGUGCCGUCGGCGCUGCAGAAGGAUGUAGUGCUGCAUCCGAUCAGGUCGGCGUUGGUGGGGGAUGGUACGGACGGCAGUGGGUUGGCAGGUCAGGUGGUCGGCAAGUAUCUGCACCAUCUCGAGCAGGAAAAGGUGCUCUUUGCGGUGCUUACUGCCGUGUGGGUGGUCGUGGCUGUGGGUGGGAUUCUGGUGGUUGUGUAUGCGACGAUUGCAGAUGGCUGGCAUGUCCAGAAAGGAGAGGGCGAUGCGGCGGGCGGAGAUGCAGAAAAGCCUCGCGGCCCCACAUCUACGGGGCCAGGAUGGUUGCGCUUCCCCACGAGAUCGCAGCGCUCCAAUCGUACGGCCUCGGAUGAAGGCCAGCAGAUGCAAGUUGCCGUCGUUGCUGACGCCGGCAGAAGUGUGCGUGGCGGCUCGAUCGUCGACUCUGCCCGCAUGGCUGGACGCGGCCACAUCGCCAAGGACAGCAUCUCGUAUCCGUUCCAGAUCCACCACUCGCUCAGCACGGCUGUGCAGUCCUCCUCUCCGCGCUUCGCCAACAGCCCGAUUUCGGCACAAGACGCUGCUUCGCCUCCCUACCACCGGGAUGCGAUUGACACGCCGACGCCGAGGGAGCGCAGUUCGUGGCUCUCGUUCCUCAUCGCCCGGUCCACAGCCGAGUCCUCGCAGCCCUGCCGUGCCGAUCCGGUCGCCGAAACAGCACAGGACCGCUUCGAGCGGCUCUUUGGCUGCUCGCCUGCAUCGUCGCCUACCUCACCAGGAUUCCAGGAGCUGAGAGAUGCCCCGCCAGUGGAGGGGCCGAGGCAUAGGCAGACGCUCGAUCUGUUGCCGGCGCAGGGCUGGAUCGGGUCCAAAUCGCCAGUACCCCAGCCGGGAAACAGAGGCGCAGAGGAGCAAGGUUUUGGAUCGAGGGAUGAGACGGUGGAGCUGGUGCGUGCAAGUAGGGGUGUCGAGGUCGAGGUGGCGGAGGCCGACAGCUAUCCACACGAGGCUAGGCGCGCCGAGCUCGUGAGGCAGCAGCGACAGCCGUCGGCACAGUCGAUGUCGUUCUACGCGUGGUAG
This is a messenger RNA of Moesziomyces aphidis, 2829 nucleotides long. Lineage: Eukaryota; Fungi; Basidiomycota; Ustilaginomycetes; Ustilaginales; Ustilaginaceae. The record is from the annotation of a GenBank genome assembly.